GCUUACGUUGUAUAAAUUAAAAUUGCUCAUAAUUCAAGCAAGAUGUGAAAGGUAGAACAAUAGUUCUUGUGAGAAUCUCAUUAGUUUAUGCUUGGUCAAUAGCCUUAUUUAGUUCGAAUCAGUAAUUUUACUUCGCGUAUAGCUUCUAUAAAGAUCCACGAUUGUGUUGAAACCUUAAAGUGUAAGGGUUUCAUUGAGAAUAUUAGAUUAUUCUUUGUGUAAAAAUGGAUCCGGGUAUCCUUUGUUUCCACCAUUGUGAGCACAAAGUGUUUUGUACCAUAAUUCCGGAGCAGUGUCCUGUGUGUGAACAGAAACUCGACAGAUACGACUAUAACUUAUUGCCAUUCAGAGUACCUUAUCCUUUUGUAAAAGCCUCUCAACAUCCUCGGGCUAUAGUAAUGAAGCCUACACAUGGGGAUUUUCUCAAUGAUUACUACAACUCAAAAGACUUGCACAUUGGUGUAACGAACUCGCAGGGCUGUGUAGUGGAGUUUUGUGAAGAGGGCAUUCAGGGAGUGGACACUGCUUCUAAGAAGUGGAGCUCCUGUGAUUCCAGUUCUGACUGGGACCAGUGCCUCUUGCUGGAACAGUUUGAUGAACUGUGGAAUGAGAUCUGGGACAGUGUGCUGCUGAAGGUUAGUUUGAGUCCAUUGUGGGAGGCUGACAAAUACCAAGAGGAGAGGCACAACUGCUUCACAUUUGUUUUGACUUUUCUACGAGCACUGGACUGUGGGGAGCUGUCGGAGAAAGCUCAUGACCCCAAACUGUUUUGCAAACAGUAUGUCGUACCUAGGACUUCUGCUGCAGGGAAAUACAUCUCCCUCUACCGACAGCUCAAGAGACAGAACUAUUUUAUACAAAACCUAUGAUGGCCAGUUGUUAAAUUCUAUAAUUUAUAUAUUUAUUUGUAUUACGUAUUCAGUAUUUAACUGUGAUGUUUUAUGUAUAGCUGUAAGACUCUUAAAUUCAAGUGCAUUUAAUUUAGACCAAUGAUAAUUUAUAACUAAUUAAAUUUCUAUGUUCUUUUCUUAUUUAGGUGUAUUUAUUUAUGAUAUUAGUGAUUUUUAUGUAUUGUAAACAAGAAUUUAACAGCGUUCAUGUUUAAUGCAUAACUAGUUGAAAUGAGCUCAAUAAUUCCUCAAAUAUAAUUGUAUUUAUGGUUUAUUUCUUUAAUAUUCCAUGCUGUAUGUUACAUUAUCACUUCUUGCCAUUUGUAUAGUAUUGUUACUUGUUCAUGAAUGUAUUUGAUAAGUGCAUAUUACAAAGACUAUCACUGUCAGAUUUUCAAUUAAGGAGUACAUAUCUUUGAUAAAACAUUUUCAAUGUGCUAGAAAUAAUUGAUUUACAUGACCAAGGAAUUAAUUGUAUACCAUGGUAUGUGUUUAACUGUUUAUACAAAACAUGUAUGGAAUAAUGCUGUGUGUACAUCUUCCAUUAUGUUAGGAAUUUAAGUGUUUUACACUUUCAAGUCUCUGUUAUGAGCUGGCUAAAUAACAAGAUAUUAAAAAGAACCAACAUGUUUCAUUGUAUUUGUCAAUUUAUUUUAUAUUUAUUGUGGUUUCUUGAAAAAACGUUUUAGAAUACAAAAUGAUGAAGUGUUCAAUAUAGAAUAAGAUUUCAUAUCUUUUACCAUUUUAUUAUAAACCUUAAUAAAGUAUAUCAUAAAAAUGUAUAAAAGCCGACAUUUAAAGCUGAUUGUAGGUGAUAAAUACUUUCUCUAUUUAUUUGUGGAGUUAGGUAUUCACUAUACUGUACGAUUUUUAUGUUGAGCAUAUGCUUUUAAUGGGCGAUUAUUUGAGUCUAUCGCUCAAUCUUGUGCUCUCUGCUCUUGCCUUGUAAUAUAAGUUGCACGUAAUUAUAAUGUAUGGUGUCAUUUUAUAUCGUUAUUAGUAAAAUUAUUUCUUCCUUACUUAUUUCCCUGGAAUUAUUUAGUCUUCAAUAAUCUACUUGUAUUUGUCAAGGAUAUUGAGACGAAAGUAAUGCAAUUUGUUUGUAGUUUGUAUUGAUGUCAGAAAGAACUGUUAUGUUGACUGUACUUACUAACCACGUAGAUUUUUCUAAUGGAAUUUGUAGACAAUAUUAACUUCAUUAUUUUAUUUACAAGAUGUACACUGUACUGUUUUAAAAUACAGAGCAUUGAAAUAUGUUAUAACUAUUGUUGGCGUAGAAAGAUAGCAUAAAGUCCAAUAUUGCGUAAAAAGUUUGUUCUUUGUGUCUACAAGUUCUGUAAAGACUUCUGUUCUACUUAAAUAUAUUAAGUUAAAUUUAAUUACAAAAAAAUAAAGUUUCCGGAGGCUUUUAAAAUAAUGUAAGAUCGAGUUUUUGCUAACUUAUAUUUAUUUAUCUUGCCCAAGAGGUUUGAACAGGUUGAAUGAACCGAAUAUUUAAGUUAGCCGUUAUCUCUAGUUUAGUCUCGUGUUUUUUUAAGUUUCUCAAUUAUGAUUUAGAGGUAAUCUGUAAUUUCGAUACAUGGCUAUAGAUACGGGCGCUAGUUCCUACUCUAUCUUCACUUGAGACUUGAAUUUCGUAAUGGAUCUCGAAGACAAAAGUUCUAGGUGCUAAAUUAAAUAAAAUAUUUGUUAAAAUUAAA
Molecule: messenger RNA, 2590 nt
Organism: Manduca sexta (tobacco hornworm)
Lineage: Eukaryota; Metazoa; Arthropoda; Insecta; Lepidoptera; Sphingidae
Product: MKRN2 opposite strand protein
Exons: 4
Coding region: 225-869 (214 amino acids)
Source: RefSeq, a predicted model, not a curated record